Messenger RNA from Durio zibethinus, 1340 nucleotides. RefSeq lists its product as uncharacterized. NCBI's taxonomy places the organism in Eukaryota, Viridiplantae, Streptophyta, Magnoliopsida, Malvales, Malvaceae. Gene Ontology annotation, cellular component: plasma membrane. The record is from RefSeq and is a predicted model, not a curated record.
UGUCUAAACCGGUCCGUUACUUUGAUCAUCAUCAUCAUCAUUUUUUUUUUCUCUACUUAGUUAUAUUUAUACUCUCUCUCUCUCUCUGCCACUAUUUUCUCUUACUACUUCGCUCCCCCUCGCUCCGUCUCAAAAAAAAAAUAAAAAAUAAAAAUAUAACAAAAAAUGGAUCGUAGAAGCGCGAUUUCAGUUGCUUUGAUUUGCAUUGUGGUGGCCGGUGUUGGUGGUCAAGCUCCGGCAGCCUCACCCACUAAUGCUCCGCCGGCAGCGACUACACCUGCUACUGCUCCCUCUACAGUUCCCGUGGAUAAACCUAAAUCACCAGCCCCAACCGCCGCUCCUACCACUUCUCCACCAACUUCUUCACCUCCGGCUGCAGCUCCGGAGAAGUCCACGGCGGUUCCAGCUCCAUCUAAAUCUGCUCCGACCUUUUCUCCUCCGGCUGCUACACCAGUAAGUUCUCCACCGGCUCCAGUUCCUGUGAGCUCUCCUCCAGCCAAAUCGCCUCCCGUUGCCGCACCGACAACUUCUCCAGAGAGCUCGGCCUCUCCUCCGGCUCCUGUUGCGGCACCAGUUACUGCCGAAGUUCCUGCACCAGCUCCAAGCAAGAGCAAGAAGUCUAAGAAACACAAUGCUCCCGCUCCUUCACCUGAUUUGCUUGAACCUCCUGCUUCACCAACCGGAGCUCCUGGACCUAGCCUCGACUCUUCGUCUCCCGGCCCUGCUAUUGCCGCCGAUCAGAGUGGAGCUGAGACAAUGACGAACAUGCAGAAGAUAAUUGGAGGACUGGGAUUGGGAUGGGCUGCCAUUGCUCUGAUCUUCUAGAGAGAGAGAUUUGGAUUCGGUGUUCAAAUUUUUUUUUUUAAAUUCCUCUAUGUCUCGCAUUUGAUAUAUUUUUAUUUUACUCUAUUUGUUUCCUUUUUAAAAACUACUCCGUUGCUUAGUGGUGUGGUUUUUACCACAUUUGCUUUGUAAUUCUUUGGGGAAAGUUUGAGAGACAGAGAAAGAGAGAGAGAGGGGGAGAGACUGUACCUUUUUCUUUUUGUAAUUCCACUACUUUAUUCCAUUUUGUACUAUUUGUUUUUAGGAUAUGCUUUUCUUUCUUUUCCCCUUUGGCUUUGCUAUUGAUUUAUUCUUCUUUUUUUUAGUAAGUCACAAUUUUUUUAGCUUUGUUUCCUUAUUUUACGUGCUUAUUAUUAACGCACACAAGUGAGUUGGCUACGAUUCCAUGUACAUUGCCCUUCUUCUCAUAUUUCAUCUCCAAAAAUCCUGCUCUUGGGUUCUUGUCAUGAUGUUUAUUAGAAGCUUCAUUUCGAAUUGAAAAGCACUGGCAUAAUUUU